CAGGACGGCUGCUGCUGCGUUCCUCGAAUCGCAGCGUUAUCUCGACUUGCAAGACACGUUCAGUGCGCGCGGAAAGCCGCAGGCGUGGAGGGAGAAAAUUAAUACUCUUUUGCCAAAGUGCGAUUUUCUACUCUCGCAGAUGGGGAGAAGGAGAGAGCGAGAAAGAAGGCGACGCAAUCGAAGUGUCAUAGGUCAAGCAGAUGAGAUACUCUGGCGGCGCAGCCGACGGUCGCGAAGCGCAGUCGACAACGUGUUUUUCAGCGAAACGCAAACGAAGGAGAAGAAGAGAGAGAGAGAGAGAGAGAGAGAGAGAGAGAGAGAGAGAGAGAGAGAGAAAGAGAGAAAGAGAGUGAGAAGAGAGGGAUCGAGCGUGAUUACCCCCGGCGACAUUGCGUAAUUGCAAAGGGCGUUGCGCCUUUUCAGCCUGCGAUCACGUACUCGGCUGCUCUUGGCUCUGCGCCUUUACUCUACUAGCGCCUGCUUCAAAAAAAGUGCAUCGUGCGCAACGAGACGACAUACAACAACGGCGCUGGCGGAGGAAGCGGAGGCGGAGGAGGCGCUGCCCGAGUGGAAGGAGACGGAGUAAGUCGACGGCGGAUCGGCCCGAAACGCAUCCGCAGUUUCGUUUUUGCGAGCCGGAGAAGACGCGCUCGCGCGCGUGCGCAACACCACUCACACACACACACACACACACGCACACACGCACGCAUCAAAGGCCGACAGUCGAGACGCACCGCACCUCCGCGUGCGCGACCCACGCACCCGCACCCUCACGCAGAGAAGACAUGGCUCGCCCUCCGAUCAUCAAGAGGCGGCACACGACGGACCUGCACCUCGAGUCCGUCUCCAGGAUCUCCAGCUUCCCGAUCGUCGAGAGCAGCAUCUACAUCGCCGGCAAUGUUUACGAGAGAAUCAAGCGCUCGAACUCUUUGAUGGGCUGGGGCCUCGACACGGCCGAACACUCACUGGCGAUGGCCACAGCCACGGCGAUUCCGGCUAUGGUCGCCCUGAACCUGCCGAUCAUGACCCUCGACUACCUGCUCUGCAAAGGCAUCGACAUCGUCGAGCAACGCGUCCCGGCGGUGCAUCUUCCUCCACAAGCGAUGUACUGGAGUACACGAGAAUACGUAAACAAUAAAUUUGUGAAACCCGUCCUGAUAAGGGCGGACAGCGUCAAAUUAAUCGGCAGCCAGGCGGCGAACGCGGCGGUCGAGAGGCUGGCCGGAGCCAUCAACGUCGCCGACCAAUACGUCGAUCGAUAUCUGCCCGCGGAUCCAGCCGACAAAGUCGCCGAAAUCUGCACAGUCGAUUCGCCGAGCAAAAGCGAGGAUAAGGCGAGCAACGGGAGCGGCAACAAGGCGGUGCAGCGCACGAUCGAGCACGGCGCCAGAUUUUCGCGAAAGCUCCAGCGGAGGCUGACCCGGCGCACCCUGGCCGAGGCGCGCGCCCUCAAGGAGCAGGGCACCGAGUGCAUCCACGUGCUGCUCUACGUCGUCGAGCUGCUGGCGACAGACCCGAAGCUGGCCCUGCAGAAGGCCAAGGAGCUGUGGGCCUCGCUGAGCCUGCCGGAGCCGGAGAACCAGGCCCGGCCGACGAACCUCGAGCAGCUGCUGGUCCUGUUCACCCGCGAGACGGCCCGGCGCAUCGUCCACCUGGUGAACGGCACGGCGAGCCUGGCGGGCCGGACGCCCCGGCGCCUGGCUCGCGCCCUCCUGAGGAUCUCCCACCAGCUGCUCGCCAUCUCCGAGCAGGCCCUCAAGGUUACCAAUGAGUCGCUUUACCGCCUCCUCACCGACCUCCUCGUCCUGGCCACGAGCUUGCUCGGCUACUACCACGAGCAGCAGCCGCGGCCCGAGAGUAGCCCCCGCAAGCUGCACUUUCAGACCAACGGCGCUGGGCCGCUCUGCAAGGCUCCGGGCUGCGCCGCCGCCACCGGGGCCAGCGGCAACGGCUCCUCUGGCAACUGCCUCUCGCUCAUUGCCAAGAUCAACAUCGUGCCGCUGGCCAGGCUCUCAUCGUUGUCGCCGUCCUCGUCCCCCUUCAUCGAGGAGUUGCAGGCCGAGGACGAGGACGACGGCAAGGACGAGAUCGACGGUAAGGCCCCGAGGACGGAGCUCGGUCGGCGCAGCGGCCUCAAAAACCCGCUCGUUAUCCUUGCUAACGCUGCUACGAAAAACCAGGAGACGCGCGCUUCCAUUAGGAACCAUAUCGCCUACGGCAACGCUCGCGAGUCGAGGAACGGUAACAAGCGCGCCGCCAGCAAAGUGCCCUUUUCCACCAGAUUCAAUCCCGCGCUGCCCGUUAUCAGGCAGAAGCACUAUAAUAUAAGGAGAAAGUGGGAGAGAGAGAGAGAGAGCGAGAGAGAGAGAGAGAGAGAGAAGAAGAGCCGGCGACGACGCGACGCUGUCGGCGAACGAGCGUUCUUUUUUCAACGUCCAAUCGAGCGUCCGAAGAAGCCCCAUACUGAGAUGUCGCUCGCACCUGCCGUCCAGCAGAUGCCCCAGCUCGAGGUGUUCAACCGGGUGCUCGAGCUGCCGGUGAUAGAGCUGGCCCUGAACAAGUCCGCCUCGACGUACACGCGCUUGAAGAGCUCGCACUAUCUGCUCUACUGGGCCCUCACCACCGCCGAGUCGUCGCUCAACACGGCCACCAGCAAAGCAGCCCCCUACGCGAAGAAACUCGAGUCGCCCAUCAGCUUCGUCGACCACACGCUCUGCCGCGGCCUCGACGAGAUCGAGAAGAAGGUGCCCAUCGUCAAGGAGAAACCGGAAUUGAUUUUGGAGAACGCUUACAUGCUGGUUCUGGGCACCAUAGAGCCGGCCGUCUCGAAGAUCUCCUACGCGAACAACCUCAUGGCCAGCCAGGCGGCAAGCAUCAAGGCCACCAGCUGGAACAAGCUCAACCAGAUCCUGAGCACGCGCUACGGCACCGUCGCCGUCAACAGCCUCGACAACACCGCCAUCAUCGUCGAGACGCUGAUCGACAAGUACUUUCCGCCCAUAGGCGAGGAGAAAUCGUCAACAAUGUCGGCGGAACAGCAAGCCAAGAGUCCUACCCAGGAGAGCGCAGGAAUGCCCCAUCUCGAGGUACUGGACCGCGUGAUGAACAUCCCCGUGGUCCAGUCGGCGAUCGAGAAGACCGGCACGACCUACAGCCACAUCAAGGACUCGCAUCACCUGAUCAGCUGGGCCCUGAAUUACGCCGAGGCAGGUCUGCAUUACGCGACAGCGACCGCGACUCCGAUCGCCGCACCCAUCGCCAAGAAGUUCGAGGGACACAUCAACACUGUGGACCAGAAGCUCUGCCAGGGGCUCGACAUCGUCGAGCAGAAGGUGCCCAUGGUCAAACAGCCACCGCAGCAGAUUUACGACGCCGCCAAGAACGUGAUGAACAGUAAACUGCAGCCAACCAUCGAGAAAUUACACACGGCAAAGGAGUCGGCCACGACUCAAGCAACAGCUUUGAAGGACAUCAGCGUGAAUAAGGCCAACGAGAUUCUCAGCACCCAGUACGGAGCUAUGGCCGUCCAGGGCGUAGACAACACCAGCGUCCUCAUCAAUCGGCUUCUCGAUCACUAUUUUCCACCCGUCGAGGGCGAGGAAGAAGUGCCUGCACCAGUAUCCGCCGACGAGAACAAAGUCCUCCACGCCGUCCAGACGAUCGGCCAGCUGUCGAGCAAAACCGCCAACAGGGUGUACCACUCCGUGGCCGCCCAGCUGAAGACGGUGAAGAAAGAGGAUGUGGCGAAUUACAUGUCGAGCGUCGUCUCCAUUCUCCAUCUGACCAACUUUUUGAACCUGGGACAGAAGGAGGGCAGCAACAGCAGUUCCGCUGCGAGCACGCCCACCUCGGAGAAGCAGGACGAGAAGAAGGACGAGAGCAAACCAAAGGCUGAAUAAAGCGAAUGUGUCUGUGCAAAAGAUAGUCGCUGAUAUAUCUACGUUAUUCCAUAUCAAAAUUUUAUCUGUUUAUAUAUUGGAUGGUAGAAUGGCCGGGACGAGAGGGAGAGCCGCGUCGAAAAAUUGCCGUAUAACCGACACACACACACACACACGCACACACACGCACACACACGGCUGUGCGCUUAUAUAUUGUAGAUCGCGGUCUUGUGUACACACUGCUGUUUUGAUAUAUAAAUAUUCAUUGAGAGAGUAUGUUACGUCUCGUAUCACACUGAAAUCGCGGGCUAUUAGAUUGUGUUGUGUUCAUUAAUCGCGUGUGUGUAUACUCUGAAUCGUAUACCUAUACGUAUGUAGAGGAGAAAAUCGUAUUAACGUAAACACAUUAUAAUAGCUUUUUACGAAACUUUUUAUAUGUAUAUUUCCGUUGAAGAGUGCGGUAUAUUAAUUAUAAAAGAGUAUUUUUAAAUGUA
Nasonia vitripennis (jewel wasp) is the source of this 4372-nucleotide messenger RNA. It is a transcript of the gene Lsd-1, whose product is annotated as lipid storage droplet 2. The transcript is spliced from 13 exons. Gene Ontology annotation, biological process: positive regulation of triglyceride storage; lipid storage. Gene Ontology annotation, cellular component: lipid droplet; cytosol. Lineage: Eukaryota; Metazoa; Arthropoda; Insecta; Hymenoptera; Pteromalidae. The record is from RefSeq and is a predicted model, not a curated record. Bases 786 to 3899 code for a protein of 1037 amino acids.